CGAAAAAAAAAAAAAAAACUUGCCGAACUCGUUUGCGGGAGGCACCACCGGGGCGGCUCCGCUCGAUGCGGCGGCGGGGCCGGCGCUGAGCCCCGCGGCCGGUGCCGAGCCCCGCGGAGCCAUGGCCAUGGUGGCCGGCGGAUGGGGAGAGCCCAACGGCGGCGGCGGCGGCGGCGGGGAGGAGGCGGCGUCCCCCGCGGGCGGCGGCAGCGACGCGGAGCACGGCGAGGAGGAGCGGGCCGGGGCCGCCGUGGACUGCGUGGUGUGCGGGGACAAGUCCAGCGGGAAGCACUACGGGGUCUUCACCUGCGAGGGCUGCAAGAGCUUCUUCAAGCGCAGCAUCCGCAGGAACCUCAGCUACACCUGCAGAUCCAACCGGGACUGCCAGAUCGACCAGCACCACCGCAACCAAUGCCAGUACUGCCGCCUCAAGAAGUGCUUCCGAGUGGGAAUGAGGAAGGAAGCCGUGCAGCGGGGCCGGAUCCCCCCGAGCCACUCCAGCACCAGCCCCAACACCAUCCCCAGCGGGGAAUACUUCAACGGGCAGCCGGUGUCGGAGCUCAUCUCGCAGCUGCUGCGGGCUGAGCCCUACCCGGCCGCCCGCUACGGCUCCCAGUACGCGCAGCAGGGCAGCGUGAUGGGCAUCGACAACAUCUGCGAGCUGGCCGCCCGCCUGCUCUUCAGCACCGUGGAGUGGGCCCGCAACAUCCCCUUCUUCCCGGAGCUGCCCGUGUCCGACCAAGUGGCGCUGCUGCGGCUCAGCUGGAGCGAGCUGUUCGUGCUGAACGCGGCGCAGUCGGCGCUGCCGCUCCACAUGGCCCCGCUGCUGGCGGCCGCCGGCUUCCACGCCUCGCCCAUGUCCGCCGACCGCGUCGUCUCCUUCAUGGACCAGAUCCGCAUCUUCCAGGACCAGGUGGAGAAGCUCAACCGGCUCCAGGUGGACUCGGCCGAGUACAGCUGCCUCAAAGCCAUCGCGCUCUUCACGCCCGACGCCUGCGGGCUGUCGGACCCGGCGCACGUGGAGGGGCUGCAGGAGAAGGCGCAGGUGGCCCUGACCGAGUACGUGCGCUCCCAGUACCCGUCGCAGCCGCAGCGCUUCGGGCGGCUGCUCCUGCGGCUGCCGGCGCUCCGGGCCGUGCCCGCCGCCCUCAUCUCCCAGCUCUUCUUCAUGAGGCUCGUGGGCAAGACGCCCAUCGAGACGCUAAUCAGGGACAUGCUGCUGUCCGGGAGCACCUUCAACUGGCCCUACGGGACGGGGCAGUAGGGACGGAGCGCGGGGGGGACGUCCCGGGAUCGCCCCCGGCAGCCGGACGCGGAUUCGUUCCCGCGGCGUCCCUGGGGUGGAACUGUGCUGGCCCUCGGCCCCAGAGCUCUGUCUGCCACAGGAGGGGGCCCUGCUCCCCGCAGGAGCUGUGGGGUCACGGUGGUGUCCCCAAAAAGCAGCGGGGGCGUGGCGUUGUCCCCCUGAAUCCGAAGGUACUCUCCGUGUCGCCGCCGUUGGACACCGGACUGUUCUGGACCCCGCGGAGCUUCCCGGCCCCCCCCCGGUUCCCCCCCCCCAGGGACUUUGGAGCAUCCCCAGGGCUGGUUCCUCUCCCCCCUGUGGAACUCGGAGCAUCCCAAGGGACCUCGGAGCACCCCCGGGGCUGGUCCCUCCCUCUGCCUCUGUGGUGGAGCCCCAGGGAAGGGGGAUCCCACCCCCUUCGCUCCUCCAAAUCCGGAUUUCAGGUGUCGGAAGGCUCAGGCAGGAAGGAGGUGGGAGAUGGGACCAGCCAGGCUGGGACCCCUGGCUCUGUCCCCCCCCCCGCUCCAAUCCUGGGAAUCGUGGAAAAAAGGGUCAUUUUAGAGCCCCUUUGUGCCCAGCAGGCCGGAUCCAGCCUCGAGGACUGAUGUGCUGAGCUUGGAGCAGCCCCGUUUUGGGGCUGGUCCCACCUCCCACUGAAGCAUCUCCGGCAUGAGGGGGCACCGGGAGGACACGGGGACAGAAUGGGGGGCGCAGGAGGGGCUGGGGGGGUUUUUUGGGGUGUGAACAGCACCCAGCCCUUCCCCCUGGGCUCAUUCCUGCUUUUCCCCCCCUCAGGCCAAACCCAGCACCCCCCCCCCUCCCCACAGCGGGGGUGCCAGCAGCCCCCUCCCCACGGUCCUGUGCCUCCCUGGGGGUUUUUUUAAGCCACAUUUGGGCGAGAAAGGAGAUUUUGGGGGACCAAAAUCAGGCUGGAAAGGGGUGAUGCUGGGGGGGGGGGGGUCCCCAGGGCUGGAGGGGGCACAUGGAAGCAGGGGGGGGUGGGCAGAGCCAGCCAGGAGGGAUCAGAGAGGGGUCCCCCCCCUCGGUGUGACAGACGGCGUCAGGAUUAGCCGGGAUUUGGCAUUUAGGUUGAUUCACUGAAAAUAUAAUCCUUGUUCAAUGAUACUAAACAAAUGAGUUAAGUCAAUAAAAGAUGUUUCUUACA
Messenger RNA from Pipra filicauda (Wire-tailed manakin), 2450 nucleotides. RefSeq names its product nuclear receptor subfamily 2 group F member 6 (gene NR2F6). Gene Ontology annotation, biological process: negative regulation of transcription by RNA polymerase II; cell differentiation; anatomical structure development. The record is from RefSeq and is a predicted model, not a curated record. The coding region runs from base 122 to 1264 and encodes 380 amino acids. Gene Ontology annotation, molecular function: nuclear receptor activity; RNA polymerase II cis-regulatory region sequence-specific DNA binding; zinc ion binding. The transcript is spliced from 4 exons. Lineage: Eukaryota; Metazoa; Chordata; Aves; Passeriformes; Pipridae.